Molecule: messenger RNA, 1063 nt
Organism: Lindgomyces ingoldianus
Lineage: Eukaryota; Fungi; Ascomycota; Dothideomycetes; Pleosporales; Lindgomycetaceae
Exons: 4
Coding region: 1-900 (299 amino acids)
Biological process (GO): mycotoxin biosynthetic process
Source: RefSeq, a predicted model, not a curated record
AUGUUUCGUUAUCUCUUCAGACAACCGGUCAAGUUCAGCCAAUUGCUGCAAAGAGAGGACAACGAGUCACUACUGUCAUCGUCGUCGACAUCAACUAUCACGCUACGAGAUGUUAGCAAUGACAAUAAUCAUAGGGUCAUCUUUAUCGCUUUAGUCGCGUCCAUAAUCUGCAGCAGUAUCACUCUUGGCCUUGCGUUGUGGAUUGGAUUGCGUUGGCAGGGCGGCCAAUUUGUAUUCGAUGCAGACAAGUUUUGCAUCUAUCAUCUUUCACGAUAUUCACCACUUGUCAAGGAGGUACAACCCAAUUGGCACGUCGUUCAUUUCAAUGGGUCUUUUUUGAAGGAAAAUGUAUACCGUCAGUCUGCAGGACCAGAGGUUGAUGCGGCAUGGUCUGCCCUAGGCGUUGACUAUCGGAGCCUCAUAGUUCCCGCUAGCGAAGCGGAGAGAACGGGUUUGCGUCACGAUCAAGUCCAGGUCAGCGAUUACUACGGAGGGGGGUUCCCUGCCAACGUCGAGGGAUUGCAUCAUCUUCACUGUUUGAAUCUUCUUCGAAAGGCACUUCACUGGAACUAUGACUAUUACCGCGAUCAGAAGGAAGGGGCCUUCUCGAAUAGCGAAUAUGUCGUCCGGUAUCACGUGACCCAUUGCCUGGACAUUCUGCGCCAGCAGCUGAUGUGCGUGGUCGACGUAGGAGUGCUCGGUCAAGUGUGGUAUCAGCCCGAAGGGGAGGGGAAGCCGUCCCCUUUCACAGAUUUCAACACCAAUCACCAAUGCCGAGACUAUGAAGCGGUCAGGAUGUGGGCCGAGGCACAUCAACUCCCACCAGAGAGCGAGGUGGACAUGAGCAGAUUCUAUAAGAAGCCUGAGCCUGGUGACACCAUUAUUCCAGAGGUUCCGUGAAGGGGAGAAAGGUUGCUAUAUAGACAUUGGCGUAGAGAAGGACGUUUGCAAGACGAUGUGCUUACUAUCAGAUGAUUGCUCAAGUUGUGGCCUCUGUGAGGCGUGACCAGCCCACGGAAGGGAGAACUUUCUCACUAUGUGGCUAAUUCUGCCUUGGUUUGAC